AUGGCCGAGUCGUCCUUCAAGCAGAAGACGAUGAAGAGGAAGAACGUCAAGGGUCUCGCCCUCAGCGCUCCUGCCCCCAAACCCGCACCUUCCGCCGGGGACGCCCAAAUACCCGGCGCUCGAGCCAACGACGAAAAGCAGGAUACCCUGGAGAUUGGUGUUGAGUUCCAGCUGGACCUAAAGGCCGAGGACCUGAUAGUGCUGCGCGAAUUGGGUCACGGAAAUGGAGGAACAGUCAGCAAGGUGCAGCAUGCUGCUACCAAGGUCAUCAUGGCGCGGAAGGUUAUCCACGUCGAGGCCAAGAACGAAGUCCGGAAACGAAUCGUGCGAGAACUCCGAAUCAUGCACGACUGCAACUCACCCUACAUUGUCGACUUCUAUGGCGCCUUCCAAAAUCCUUCCGGCGAUGUCAUCAUGUGCAUGGAGUACAUGGACGUGGGGUCGCUUGACUGGGUCUCACGAUCAUUCGGACCCGUCCGCGUCGACGUUCUCGGAAAGAUUUCAGAAGCCGUGCUCGGCGGCCUCGCCUACCUUUACAGCGCCCACCGUAUCAUGCAUCGCGACCUCAAACCCUCAAACAUCCUCGUCAACUCAAAAGGAAACAUCAAGCUGUGUGACUUUGGUGUCUCAAGUGAACUCGAGGGGUCUAUUGCCGAGACUUUCGUAGGAACAGGCACAUACAUGGCACCGGAGCGGAUACAAGGUUCUCCCUACACCGUCAAGUCGGAUGUAUGGAGUGUUGGUCUGACGCUCAUGGAACUGGCCAUUGGCAAGUUCCCAUUCUCCGGAAGCGCGGAUGAUGACGAAGCUGGAGGUCCUCAAGGUAUUCUGGAUCUCUUGCAGCAAAUUGUGUUGGAACCUUCACCCAAGCUACCAAAGAGCGACGCCUUCCCAUCCAUUCUGGAGGACAUGAUUGCGAAGUGUUUGAUGAAGGAUCCAGCGGAGCGACCAACUCCCAAGGAGCUAUACGACCACGAUGCCUUCCUCCAAGCCGCAAAGCGCACUCCGGUCAACCUCGAAGCAUGGGCCAUAUCCAUGAUCGAGCACAACAAGCGCAAAUCCCAUCUCGCCCCAACCGCUCCCGCAGCGGACAUCAAAGAGAAGCUCCGCGAGCGAUCCCCUCCCCACAAGCGUGAAUCCAGCGACCCCAGGCAAAGAGUUGCCAAUGGUGACCCCGAACCAGCACCACGACGACCUUCAUACCCCACACGGACAUCGAGCAGUUCCAAUGUCAUGAACCUACCUAUGCGACCAGCGCCAUCUGUAGACGGUCCGGGUAGCAGACCGGGUAGUCGGGGUCCAUCAGCCAACGGCUUACCACCUCAGCCGAGGAGGUGGAACAGCGAAGUACAAUAG
Molecule: messenger RNA, 1356 nt
Organism: Alternaria ethzedia
Lineage: Eukaryota; Fungi; Ascomycota; Dothideomycetes; Pleosporales; Pleosporaceae
Exons: 4
Coding region: 1-1356 (451 amino acids)
Biological process (GO): protein phosphorylation
Molecular function (GO): ATP binding; protein kinase activity
Source: RefSeq, a predicted model, not a curated record